AUGGCGGCCGGCGCGGCGCAGGGGCUCGGCGAGGGCGGCGGUGGCCGCGGGUUCCUGGGCCCGCGAGUGCCGGCCGAGGUAGAAGCCAUGGCCAGGGGCGUGCAGGACGUGGGCAAGGAGACAUUCCGGCGGCUCCUCAAAGUCACUGUUAAUGCAUUGGAAGGAAAAGACUGCAGGGAAUCUGUCAGGCUGAUUGCAGAAAGUGCUAACCUCUCAGAAGAGCAACUUGCUUUCCUCAUCUCUGGCAUGUACACCCUCCUCCGAGAAGCCUUGAGACUCCCCUUAUCAACUUUCAAACAAGAAGUUUUUAAAGAAGACUUGAAGGAGCUCAGAAUACCAGAAGAUUUCAUUGUGGACUUUUCCAGUGUAGUCUUUGGUAACAGGCGCCCCCCUUCCGAAGGCACAGCUCUGGUACAAAGAAGUCGGCUGCCAAGUAUCCAGGACUUCAAGUGGAGAGUGGAUGUAGCUAUAUCCACAAGUUCACUGGCCCGUGCACUCCAGCCAUCCAUUCUGAUGAUGAUGAAGCUUUCAGAUGGGACAGCUCAUCGCUUUGAAGUGCCAGUUGCAAAGUUUCAAGAACUGAGAUACAAUGUUGCCCUUAUACUGAAGGAAAUGAAUGAUUUGGAGAAGAGGAGCGUACUGAAGAUCCAAGACUGAACGCUUUUAAAUUGGGAGUUUAUGGAAGAGAUCUGAAACCCUCAGCGUGUUUGGUGAAUGCAAAACAGGGGACCAUCACCACUUUGCCUCUAUGAACUUAAAUGUGGCAUUUAUGAUGUCUGCUGUAAAUAUUUUUUUUCAAUUCAAGUGUUUAAAGCACAAGCUCUUUUUGUAAGACUUAGGAAAAACAAAACAUUUAUCUAUGAAAAA
Molecule: messenger RNA, 867 nt
Organism: Melozone crissalis (California towhee)
Lineage: Eukaryota; Metazoa; Chordata; Aves; Passeriformes; Passerellidae
Gene: COMMD5
Product: COMM domain containing 5
Exons: 7
Coding region: 1-657 (218 amino acids)
Cellular component (GO): nucleus
Source: RefSeq, a predicted model, not a curated record